AUGUUCCUGAUCAACCUGAUCCCUCUCCACGUCCUGGUGCUAAUGCUCACAGGCCGCUUCUCCCAUCGUAUCUAUGUGGCCUAUUGCACUGUCUACUGCCUGGGCACCAUUCUCUUUAUGCAGAUCUCCUUUGUGGGUUUCCAGCCUGUUCUUCCGUCGGAGCACAUGGCAGCCUUUGGAGUCUUUGGCCUCUGCCAGAUCCAUGCCUUUGUGGAUUACCUGCGCAGCAAGUUGAACCCACAACAAUCUGAAGCCCUGUUCCGGAGUGUCAUCUGCCUGGUGGGCGUUGUCCUUCUCACUGUGGGAGCUCUUCUCAUGCUAACAGGAAAAAUGUCUCCCUGGACGGGGCGUUUCUACUCAUUGCUGGAUCCGCCAUACGCGAAGAACAACAUCCCCAUCAUUGCUUCUGUGUCUGAGCAUCAGCCUACAACCUGGUCCUCUUACUAUUUUGAUCUGCAACUCCUCGUCUUCAUGUUCCCAGUGUAA
Messenger RNA from Ochotona princeps (American pika), 486 nucleotides. Its product is annotated as dolichyl-diphosphooligosaccharide--protein glycosyltransferase subunit STT3A-like. Gene Ontology annotation, molecular function: dolichyl-diphosphooligosaccharide-protein glycotransferase activity. The transcript has a single exon. NCBI's taxonomy places the organism in Eukaryota, Metazoa, Chordata, Mammalia, Lagomorpha, Ochotonidae. Gene Ontology annotation, biological process: post-translational protein modification. The coding region runs from base 1 to 486 and encodes 161 amino acids. Gene Ontology annotation, cellular component: membrane. The record is from RefSeq and is a predicted model, not a curated record.